AUCGUCGCUUUUAUUACCUCUAGUCGUGGUGCUCGCCACGCCCCCGCGGAUCCUUCCACUGGGAUUGUAUUGGUUUGUUGACUGUUCAGAGAGGAAGGUAGGGGAGCUGGAGCGGUGUUUGGUGCUUGAGAAGAGUCAUGGAGCCGUGCGAUGGGAGAACUCUGUUAGUGAGGGUUUCUUUCUUCCUUCCCCUCCUCUCCAAGUUCUUAGUCGGCUCCAGUCACUUUUCUGACAACCAAGUGGUUCUGCUUGACACCACAACGGCUAUCGGGGAAUUAGGAUGGAAAACCUAUCCAGUGAAUGGGUGGGAUGCCAUCACAGAAAUGGAUGAAUAUAAUCGGCCUAUUCAUACAUACCAAGUAUGUAAUGUCAUGGAAGCAAACCAGAAUAACUGGCUCCGCACUAACUGGAUCUCUCGGGAUGCAGCACAGAAGAUAUUUGUGGAGAUGAAGUUUACUCUCAGGGACUGUAACAGCAUUCCUUGGGUGGUGGGGACUUGUAAGGAGACCUUUAACCUUUACUACAUGGAAUCUGAUGAUGCCCAUGUAGUGAAAUUCAAGCCCAAUCAGUAUAGUAAGAUCGAUACUAUUGCAGCUGAUGAGAGUUUCACACAAAUGGAUUUGGGGGAUCGCAUUCUGAAACUGAACACUGAGGUCCGAGAGGUGGGGCCAAUUACCAGAAAAGGGUUUUACCUUGCAUUUCAAGAUAUUGGAGCCUGUAUAGCUUUGGUGUCAGUACGUGUCUACUAUAAGAAAUGUCCGUACAUGGUGCGAAACUUGGCUAUGUUUCCAGAUACUAUUCCAAGGGUGGAUUCAUCUUCUCUUGUUGAAGUUCGAGGGUCCUGUAUCAAAUAUGCAGAGGAGAGAGACACCCCUAAACUUUACUGUGGAGCUGAUGGAGACUGGCUGGUACCACUUGGACGCUGCGUCUGCAGUGUUGGAUAUGAGGAAGUGGAUGGAACUUGUCAUGGUGAUAGCUGUCAAACAGAAAAGGAAAUGAGAAAAAGCUUGUACAGGUAG
Molecule: messenger RNA, 1019 nt
Organism: Nanorana parkeri
Lineage: Eukaryota; Metazoa; Chordata; Amphibia; Anura; Dicroglossidae
Product: ephrin type-A receptor 6-like
Exons: 4
Coding region: 138-1019 (293 amino acids)
Biological process (GO): cell surface receptor protein tyrosine kinase signaling pathway; axon guidance; protein phosphorylation
Cellular component (GO): membrane; neuron projection
Molecular function (GO): transmembrane-ephrin receptor activity; ATP binding; protein binding
Source: RefSeq, a predicted model, not a curated record